UAGCCUAUUGGCUUGCGUAUCCGGUUCCCCGGUGCGGCAGUUGAGGAGGCUCGAGGCCUUCCCCGGAAGCGCCGAUUCUGGGCUUCUGAUUCGGGGUCUCGUGAGGGAGACCCGGGAGGCGGCGGCGGCGUCGGAGCAGAUGGGAGGGAGCGGCGGGAGGCAGGGUAGUUAUGUGGCGCCGGAUCAUCGCUCUGAUCGUUCAUCCCUUUUCGCCCAGCAGCUCCGGAGCCCUCGGUCUCCACGGCGGUAUGUUUUACGCGGUGCGGAGAGGUAGGAGAGUCGGAGUUUAUGGCACCUGGGAUGAAUGUAACGAACAAGUUCAUAAAUAUCAGUGUGCCAGCUUCAAGAAGUUUGCAACAAAGAAAGAAGCCUGGGCUUUUAUAAACGAAGAAACAACAGGAUCAUCAACUUAUUCAAGAGAGUUUGGUGAAAGGGACAACAAUUAUACACAUAACAAGGAUACAUCUGAGUCAAGUGAUACAAGAUCAUACAAAAGAUCAUACGAAGAGCCUUCAGAGAAGAAAUAUACAUAUAAGCGUGUAAAAUAUACAGAUGUUCCUUAUAGUCCUCCAGCAAAUAAGAAUGAAUUCAAGUACAUAGGAGAUUAUACAGUUGUCUACACAGAUGGAUGUUGCUCAAGUAACGGACGCCAGGAGGCCCGUGCUGGGACAGGUGUAUAUUGGGGACCUGGUCAUCCCCUAAACAAUAGUGAAAGACUUCAGGGACGGCAAACAAAUCAAAGGGCUGAAAUAAAUGCCGCUUGCAAGGCGAUAGAACAAGCAAAGAGUCAAAAUAUCAAAAAACUGGCAAUCUAUACUGACAGCAAAUUCACCAUUAACGGUGUGACAAACUGGAUCCCAAACUGGAAGACGAACGGUUGGAAAACCAGUGCAGGAAAAGAUGUAACCAACAGAGAAGAUUUUGAAAGGCUGGCUAAGCUUUCGGAGGGCAUGGACAUCCAGUGGAUGCACGUUCCUGGUCAUGCUGGCUUUCCUGGAAAUGAAGCAGCUGAUCGAUUAGCAAAAGAAGGAGCUGGAAAAUCAUUAAGUUAGCAUUUUAUAACCCAAAUACUUCCCCUUAGCGGUAAGAAUAAAGAUUAAGCUUGUUUCGAGUUAAUUUUUCUUGCGUCUCCAUAUGCGUUAGAAUAAAUGAGACAAAUGUUUGGCUUAAAUGGUGAGGAAUGUAAAUGCUUUUUAUGCAACCUGUCUCUUGGCAGAGGAUCUCCAUUUCUCAAUCUGGGUCCAAGAGUUGGAAGUAUAUUCAGGUGUUUAUAUCUUUGGAGCAGAUUGCUUUGUUGUUUAUAUAAAUAAAAUUGUUAUUGGUGUUAAAUACCUAAUAUAUAAUGUCGUCACAAUAAACAUGUUUGCUACUUA
This is a messenger RNA of Thamnophis elegans (Western terrestrial garter snake), 1373 nucleotides long. RefSeq names its product ribonuclease H1 (gene RNASEH1). Gene Ontology annotation, molecular function: nucleic acid binding; RNA-DNA hybrid ribonuclease activity; magnesium ion binding. Gene Ontology annotation, biological process: DNA replication, removal of RNA primer. NCBI's taxonomy places the organism in Eukaryota, Metazoa, Chordata, Lepidosauria, Squamata, Natricidae. The transcript is spliced from 8 exons. The record is from RefSeq and is a predicted model, not a curated record. The coding region runs from base 171 to 1052 and encodes 293 amino acids.